AUGGCCCAAGUCGCCUCACAACACCAACCUCACAGCUCACGCGCUUCGCCUGCUUCUGUCCACGAUCCCCGCGACGAUGCUCCAUUGCCAGCUGCUCCUCCGCCGCCGCCGAACAACCCCUCUGCGAACAAGAAGAGCAAGCCUAAAAAACCUGCUGCUGAUACAAAUGACGCACAUAAACAGCUGCAGGCUAAGAUUGCUCAGCUAGAACAGGAUGCUACAGGCAGGGCUGAAGAAGAUGCGGAAAUUGUCAAGAAGGCGAACAGGGACCUUCAAAAUCUCCUCCAAUCUAUGGAUGGCCCCAUAUCCAAAAUGGAAACGGUCCAACGAAAAUACUCGGAACUUCUGGCAGAGAUGAAGAGGACUGAACGAGAACACAUCAAAGCCAAGAAGCGAGGCGAUCAGUUGCAAAAGGACAAGGAUACCCAAAGAUCAGAGCUCACAAAGGCCAAUUCCAUGAAGGAGAAGCUGGAGAAGCUCAGUCGUGAAUUGACAAAGGAGAACAAGAAACUCAAGGUGCGCAACUGCUGGAUGCUCUAUGAAAAGUUCAAAUCCUUCGUCGAACAAUACGAGAUGCGCGAAAUCCAAUUCCACUCGCUCCUCCGAAGCAAGGAGCUCGAAAUCCAAUACCAUCUCGCACAACAAGAACGACUCCGCAAGCAACAAGAUGCAGAAUUGAACAAGUCGCAUCAGUUGACCCGUCAGGUCGAAGACACCCUUAACAACAGCAACGACCUGUUCCUGACCUUCCGCAAAGAGAUGGAAGAAAUGAGCAAAAAGUCCAAGCGUUUGGAAAAGGAAAACAUGCAAUUGACACGCAAGCAAGAGGCUACCAACAAAAACAUCUUCCAGAUGGCCGAGGAACGCACCCACUCACAGCAAACCAUCGAUCGCCUACACAAGGAGAACGAGAAGCUGAAGAAGCUCUGUCGCGCCAUGCAGACCAACGGUUACGGACGCGCAGAUAUGGUCAACGCCGCCCCCGGAGCGCCAAACCCAGCCCAUCACCCCGACGAAGAAGACGAAGAAGACGACCUUGCCGAGACAGAUUCCGAGUACGACGAAUAUGACGAGGAUGAGGAGGGCAGCGUCGAGGCUGAGUACGAUGACGAUACCGAGGACGAACAACAACCUCGCACAUACGGCCCAGUGCCACCACCCCCUCCACCACCGCCGACAGGCGAGCUGCCCCAGGGUGCGAAUGGCAGGUUCGACAAACUCCACAGCCAGUGA
This is a messenger RNA of Aureobasidium musti, 1233 nucleotides long. The record is from the annotation of a GenBank genome assembly. NCBI's taxonomy places the organism in Eukaryota, Fungi, Ascomycota, Dothideomycetes, Dothideales, Saccotheciaceae.